Messenger RNA from Microtus oregoni (creeping vole), 1453 nucleotides. RefSeq names its product C-C motif chemokine receptor 4 (gene Ccr4). The transcript has a single exon. Gene Ontology annotation, biological process: G protein-coupled receptor signaling pathway; immune response; chemotaxis. Gene Ontology annotation, cellular component: membrane. NCBI's taxonomy places the organism in Eukaryota, Metazoa, Chordata, Mammalia, Rodentia, Cricetidae. Gene Ontology annotation, molecular function: C-C chemokine receptor activity. Bases 1 to 1086 code for a protein of 361 amino acids. The record is from RefSeq and is a predicted model, not a curated record.
AUGAAACCCACGGAUGUAGCAGACAUCACCACCCAGGAUGAAAACGUGUACAAUUAUUACUACCACGACCAAAACAUUCCCAAACCUUGCACCAAGGAAGGUGUCAAGGCCUUUGGGGAGCUCUUCCUGCCUCCUCUUUAUUCCUUGGUCUUUCUGUUGGGUCUGUUUGGAAACUCUGUUGUAGUUCUGGUGUUGUUCAAGUACAAGAGACUCAAGUCCAUGACCGACGUGUACCUGCUGAACCUCGCCAUCUCAGAUCUGCUGUUUGUUCUUUCGCUCCCGUUCUGGGCCUACUACGCCGCUGACCAGUGGGUUUUUGGAUUGGGUCUGUGCAAGAUUGUGUCAUGGAUGUACCUGGUGAGCUUUUACAGCGGCAUCUUCUUCAUCAUGCUCAUGAGCAUCGAUAGGUACCUGGCCAUCGUGCACGCGGUGUUUUCCUUGAAAGCGAGGACUCUGACCUAUGGGGUCAUCACCAGCUUGGUCACGUGGUCAGUGGCUGUGUUCGCCUCCCUUCCGGGCCUCUUGUUCAGCACUUGCUACACAGAGCACAAUCACACGUACUGCAAGACCAAGUACUCAGUCAGCUCGACCUCCUGGAAGGUCCUCAGCUCCCUGGAGAUCAAUGUCCUAGGGCUGGUCAUCCCGCUGGGGAUCAUGCUGUUCUGUUAUUCCAUGAUCAUUCGGACCCUGCAACAUUGCAAGAAUGAGAAGAAGAGCAGGGCAGUCAGGAUGAUCUUUGCUGUGGUGGUCCUCUUCCUCGGCUUCUGGACGCCGUACAACGUGGUGCUUUUCCUGAAGACCCUGGUGGAGCUUGAGGUCCUUCAGAACUGCACCUUGCAGAGGCACCUAGACUUCGCCAUCCAGGCCACAGAGACCCUGGCCUUCAUCCACUGCUGCCUCAACCCCGUCAUUUACUUCUUUCUUGGGGAGAAAUUCCGAAAGUACAUCGCCCAGCUCUUCAGAAUGUGCCGGGGUCCUCUUGUGCUCUGCCAAUACUGUGACUUCCUUCAGAUCUACUCAGCCGACACCCCCAGCUCCUCUUACACGCAGUCCACUGUGGAUCAUGACCUCCGGGACGCUUUGUAACCACGUGAACGGGGUAGCAUGACAUUAACAAGCUCUCCACAGCCAGCGCUAGCCCACCUUGUUUUCAGCAAGGGUGCCCCGAGCAAGUGUCUGAGGAAAGCAAACGAGCAAAACUCAUGGAGGGCUGGCUUCUCACUCUGCAGGUGGCUCUUCCUCUUUCCUUGGAGAAGUACAGCCCAAAAUGUGUUUAGCUGCUCUGAGUUUGUUCACACACCAGGUCUGCCUACAGGGAGAGGGGAACCUGGGGAGGCCUGUCCAGUUUCAGUGGGCUUGUAGAUUGCACUGAAGACAUGUCCCCUCUUCCCAGCCUCCCCUGCUAGGGGACUCUCCAGAGAUGGGUGGAGGAAAUCACUCUUCCACCGUGGAA